Pseudomassariella vexata is the source of this 850-nucleotide messenger RNA. RefSeq names its product ribonuclease H2 non-catalytic subunit-domain-containing protein. Gene Ontology annotation, biological process: RNA catabolic process. The transcript is spliced from 3 exons. Lineage: Eukaryota; Fungi; Ascomycota; Sordariomycetes; Amphisphaeriales; Pseudomassariaceae. Gene Ontology annotation, cellular component: ribonuclease H2 complex. The record is from RefSeq and is a predicted model, not a curated record. Bases 89 to 583 code for a protein of 164 amino acids.
GCGUCUUUAGACACGGUCAGUACGAAGUAACAAUAAGACACCUCACUCUGUUUGUCACCCAGCGCCAUUAUUCCCAGAUCUCGUCAAGAUGUCGCAACCAAUACUUACUGUCUCGGGUGACCCAGCAAACCCGAAUAAAUCCCAAUUGCAUCUGCUGCCGUGUCGGAUACAUCACGAUGGCCAUGUUGACCCCGUGGACCCAUACUGGUCCCCAAGUGAGAGUAAAGGUGGCAUGAAGAUUGCAUACUUGAGGGGGAGGAAACUCCACGGCAAGGAGAUGAAAUUGCCUAAAGGCUAUUAUGGCUCCGUGGUUGAGAAGGGGCCGACGAAGGCCGAAAUUCCGAAGGAAGAGAUGGACGAAGAGGCGGAUGUGCAGGAACUGCCAGAAGCGGUCGAAACUGCUCUUAUGAAGGGAAAGGCCCAAUUCGACAACGUUGUCGUCUGGGGACAUGAGUCUCUGGCCGAGUCGAGUGCAGAUCCUUUCGUUAGGGGCAUUGAGGAAUGGGUGUCUUUUGCUGAACAGAUACACUCGUAUCCUUCGCAGGAUGUUGGACCGACGAAAGGAAGAACUGGGGCCUGUUGAUUUAUAUGUUUAUAUUUAAGAGCGGCGUUAUGGAGUAUAAUUUCGCGAUUGGAGUCCUCGUUGUACAGUAACCUUUAUCCAGUUGCAGCCAUCAAAGUAGGGAAACCUGUUCGAUGACAUCAAAGUACCCUCGUACCAUGUACUUCCUGAGGUUGCAGAAGUAAUAAAGAACACGUAAAGCAUGAGCCCGGCCUCAGUGGAGUGAUAGUUCGUCCAAUUUCAGAUUCGAUGAUCCUCUCAGACAAACCCAAGUCGCCAUUCUCAUCC